Arachis duranensis is the source of this 1764-nucleotide messenger RNA. RefSeq lists its product as uncharacterized. The record is from RefSeq and is a predicted model, not a curated record. NCBI's taxonomy places the organism in Eukaryota, Viridiplantae, Streptophyta, Magnoliopsida, Fabales, Fabaceae. Bases 1 to 1764 code for a protein of 587 amino acids. The transcript has 2 exons.
AUGGCUAGUGAGGAGAGUUUCCUAGUUCUGGUACAUUACAGAGGGUCGAUUAAGAGAAAAACUCGGUCCGGCGUGAAGUUCACUGAUAAGGAUCCCCUAUGUAUUAUCGUGACGCCAACAACCACCUACGAUGCUCUUGUUAGGUUUGUGGUGGGGAAGCUUGGUUUUGAAGGAGUUAAAAGGGUCAAGAAGUUUUUCUACCGCAUUCCAACAGCGGUGCUCCAUGACACCGUGAAGUUUGAUUGUUUCACAAUCGGUAGUGACGAGGACUUGCAGGUUAUGUUUCUUUCUCGUAGCUCGGGUGGUUCGAACCGAAAUGCCAAUACUAUAGCCGCGGUUGCCGGCUCGAGCUCGAGACCUGCUGUUGCUUCAUCCUCUGCUCCUGUGUAUGAGCCACCGAUGCAGCCUGUUGUGUCCCCUUCGUUUGCCGUUGAUCUGAGCAGCAAUGUUGGAGACGAGGUUCGGUAUGGGGAACAUAUUCCCACCGAGGUACAUUGUCCCACACCGGCUGGUGUUGGUGAUGGUUUGUUUGAUGAUCCAGAUGACGAUGACGUGGAGCCGGAUAUGAUCGCUGAUGAAAGCGGCGAUGAUGUUGGAACUACUGUUCCGAGGAGGGCUACAGGUGGAUCUAGUUCUGGCACACAGCAGUAUCCACCCCAUUUUUCCUCGUUGGACCUGGAUGCCAUGCGGCAGGACGAAAAUGCUCUGCAGCCCUCAGGAUUUGGUGCUAGAGAUACCGAGGGGUCUGCCGGUAUGAACGAAUUCCAGGUUGGCCAACAAUUUCAGGAUAAAGAUGAGGCGCUGUUGAGUGUGAAGACGUACAGUAUCCGUCGAGGGGUCCAGUACAAGGUCGCUGAGUCUGACUACCGCAGGUAUGUGGGAAAGUGUUCUGAGUUUGGGAAUGGGUGCACAUGGCUGAUUCGGUUGAGUCUCCGACAGCGGAAGGGUAUCUGGGAAGUGAAGCGAUACAACGGACCGCAUACAUGUCUCGCCAGCUCCAUCUCCAGUGACCAUAGGAGUCUGGACUACCAUGUAAUAUCCACCCUCAUUAUGCCGAUGGUUAGGGCUGAUGCAGCUGUGAACAUCAAGGUGCUUCAAAAUGCCACGGCCGCACACUUUGGGUUCAGGCCAACAUACAAGAGGGUAUGGAUGGCGAAGCAGAAGGCCGUUGCCGUCAUAUAUGGGGACUGGGACGAGUCGUACAAUGAGCUCCCUAGGUGGGUUUUAGGAGUUCAGCUGACGAUGCCUGGCACUGUAGCCGUCCUCAGGACUUGCCUUGUUCGAGUUGGGGGACAGGUUGACGAGUCUCAGGUUUAUUUUCAUAGACUGUUCUGGACUUUCCCACCUUGUAUCCAGGCAUUCCGUCAUUGCAAGCCUUUGGUUAGUAUUGAUGGCACCCAUCUAUAUGGGAAGUAUGGUGGAACAUUGCUAGUCGCCAUUGCACAGGACGGAAACUCGAACAUCCUCCCCGUGCCAUUUGCACUAGUUGAGGGUGAGAAUGCUGAGUCAUGGUCUUUCUUUCUUUCCCACCUCCGUGAGCACGUGACACCUCAGCCGGGUCUGUUAGUUAUUUCAGAUAGGCAUAACGGCAUCAAGGCAGCACUCGAGGCUCCGGAUGGGGGAUGGCUACCCCCGGCUGCGUACCGGGCGUUCUGCAUUCGACACGUUGCAGCGAAUUUUGCCUUGACGUUCAAGGGAAAAGAUACCCGGAGGCUUCUUGUUAACGCCGCAUAUGCGAAGACCGAAGUGGAGUUCGACUACUAG